Solea senegalensis (Senegalese sole) is the source of this 2392-nucleotide messenger RNA. It is a transcript of the gene slc25a23a, whose product is annotated as solute carrier family 25 member 23a. The transcript is spliced from 11 exons. The record is from RefSeq and is a predicted model, not a curated record. Gene Ontology annotation, biological process: transmembrane transport. NCBI's taxonomy places the organism in Eukaryota, Metazoa, Chordata, Actinopteri, Pleuronectiformes, Soleidae. The coding region runs from base 114 to 1586 and encodes 490 amino acids. Gene Ontology annotation, molecular function: ATP transmembrane transporter activity; calcium ion binding.
CAUCAUCAUCAUCUUCGUGACAUGGGCGGCGGGUCAGUCCGGACAUAAACACACAACACAUGAUUGAAUCGAUACUCCUUCAUCACAGCAGCUGACUCUGAGUGGCAGCAGCUAUGGGAGGCCAAAACACUUGGUUUCCCUGGGUUCACUGCCAGGAGAGUGAUUCCCCUGGUCCAGACCACGAGAGGGAGAAGAAAUAUGCGGAGCUGUUCGAUCAGCUGGACCUCAACAAAGAUGGACGCAUCGACAUCCUUGAACUCCGGACUGGGCUGGCAGAGCGAGGGCUUUCCAGAGGCUCCAUAGACAAGAUUGUCAAGACUGGGGACACCAACCACGAUGGAGUACUGGACUUUGAAGAGUUCACACGUUAUCUUCGCACCCAUGAAAAACAGCUCAAACUCAUGUUUAGAAGCCUCGACAGGAACAACGAUGGUCGGAUAGACGCGACGGAGAUCCAGCACUCUCUGCGUACCAUUGGAGUGGACGUCAACCUCAAGGAUGCCACCAGGAUUUUGCUAAGUAUGGACAAGGAUGGUUCCAUGACCAUUGACUGGAAUGAGUGGCGUGACUACUUCCUGUUUAACCCCCUCACCAAUAUGGAGGAUGUGGCACGCUACUGGAAACGAUCAAUGAUGUUGGAUAUAGGUGAGCAGCUGACAGUCCCAGAUGAAUUUUCAGAGGAGGAGAAGAAGUCUGGGUAUGUGUGGCGGCAGUUGAUGGCAGGAGCCAUGGCUGGGUCUGUAUCUCGGACAGGAACUGCACCCUUGGAGCGUGUCAAGGUCUUCCGACAGGUUCAUGGUUCUUUUGUUGUUAAAGGGAACGUCCUGAGCAGUUUUCAGUUCAUGGUGAAAGAGGGAGGACUGCGGUCACUGUGGAGAGGCAACGGAAUGAAUGUUCUUAAAAUUGCCCCAGAGACUGCAAUCAAGUUCACAGCAUAUGAGCAGAUCAAGAAUAUUAUGCGUGGCCGUAAUGAAUCCAGAAAUCUGCAGGUCCAUGAGAGGUUUGUCGCCGGCUCUUUGGCCGGAGCUGUGGCUCAGACAGCCAUCUACCCGAUGGAGGUGCUUAAGACCCGUCUGAUACUAAGAAAAACAGGCCAGUUCUCAGGAAUCGCCGACUGUGCCAAACAGAUCCUGCAGAGGGAAGGUGUCACCGCCUUUUACAAGGGUUAUGUACCGAACAUGCUCAGCAUUGUCCCUUAUGCUGGCAUUGACCUGGCUGUUUAUGAGACUCUAAAGUUUUCCUGGCUGAACAGAAACAGAGGUUUCGCCGACCCAGGGGUCAUGGUGCUGGUCGGCUGUGGUGCCGUCUCCAGCACCUGUGGACAGCUGGCAAGUUACCCUCUGGCACUGAUCCGCACUCGAAUGCAGGCACAGGCUUUAGAGAAGGGAACCCCAAAACCCUCCAUGUUGGCCUUGCUUCGCAACAUUGUGACUCAGGAGGGCGUCGCUGGACUCUACAGAGGAAUUUCUCCCAACCUGCUGAAAGUCAUUCCUGCAGUCAGUGUGUCCUAUGUUGUCUACGAAUACACAAGGAUAGUCCUGGGAGUGGACAUUGAGGGUAGGAGGGCAGGGAAAGAGAAGGGGUAGGAAAAGGAUACUGCCAAUCGUUUGGCGUGGCUUUUCUCUACGUGCACGUACAGAAGUGUUGGGGCGGUGCAUGAGGAUUUGACCGCCUUGUGAUUGCAGGUGUUGACGUUUCAGGUUGAGUAUUGAAUUGAAUGGAGAAUGAACCAUGGAAGGAAAAGAGAUCGACUACACGUGUUGUGACAGCAGAACAGUUGGAGGAGUUUCACCUGAACAUGAAACUGCUGUGAAGAGUUUCGUGUGUGAUUUACUGCACUGCAGUGCAUACCAGGAGUUGUGUGGAAGCUAACCGAGUAGCCUUUUGCUACUGCAUGAGCUUGACUGAGAAUGAAAAUGGGGUGUAACCAACUCAAGCAGCCAUGUUGCAUUACUAUAGCAUUAUUUUUCUCCUAGGUGAUUUGUAGAGAAGAUAAAGGACCGGAAAGCGGAUUGAAACCUUCUUCCCUGUUCUGCAAGUGGAUCCUGCAGCAAGUCGCUGCAGACAGGUGAAGUUCAAGUCAGCACUUUUGACUGACAUGUCUUAAACAAAUGUUACACAUAUUUAAGAACAACAAUGUGUGCAUAUAUACAUAGAUACAUGUAUAUAUUUAUAAAGUCACUGCAGAUAACUGAUUUUAAUGCAAAAAUAUUCACGAUUUACAUAUGUAUUCUGAUGCAGAUACUUGCCAUAUAGUAUUUUCAGCAAACUGUAUGUGUAAAACAUACCAUUUCAUCAACAAACAAACAAGAAAUGAUGUUAAAUGUCAAUGAACUAUUUUGAGGUGUCAGUAUUUGUUGUGGUGUAUAUGCAAAUAAAUGCAUGCAUGGCG